UCUGCUGCUGUCUUUCUUCCACCAUUCAUGGUUUUAGGGUUUCAAAAUUUCAGUUUUUCAUUCAUUUCUGCAUUCACAUAGAAAUUGCAAUUUAAUUUGUCCACAGUUUCCUUUCCGUGACACGAGAAAUUGAAAGACUUCGAUAGCAUUGCUCGACACGUGCCAAUGACUUAUGUGGAUGAGGAUGCUUCUUCUGGCUCUGCAGAUGAUGUGAUCAUCUUAGAUGGACACAAUUGUCAGACUGGAGUGCCAUCUAGUUCUUGUGGUGGCCGGAAGAGGGGCCGGAAAGCUGCCGGGAGUGCUAUAGUGGAUGCCAUGCUGGAGAUAGCAGCUGCCUCAAAGAUGAGGGCAAGUGCAAUUAUGAAGAAUAAGGACAGAUUCUCUACAAGAAAGUGCAUCAAAGUGUUGGAUGAGAUGCAAGAUACACCAAUUAGCAUGGAUGAUAUUGACCUAGAAUUGGAUGAAAUGGAACUAGUUGCGGCUGCUGCUGGAUACUAUUACUAUAGCUGUCUAACUAAACAACCUUCCCGUUGUUUAUCACCUAGGAGAUGUGAAUUCAUGACAGAAGUGCUGAAUGGGCACGAUGACUUUUUCCGGGAAAUGUUGCGGAUGGACAAGCAUGUAUUUCACAAGUUGUGUGAUAUUCUCCGUCAAAAAGCCAUGUUACGCGAUACUGCUGGUAUAAUGAUAGAGGAGCAGUUAGCAAUAUUUUUAAACAUCAUUGGCCAUAAUGAACGUAAUAGAGUGAUUCAAGAGCGGUUUCAGCAUUCUGGUGAAACCAUUAGCCGACAUUUUAAUAAUGUAUUGAAGGCUAUCAAGUCACUGUCGCGUGAAUUUUUGCAACCUCCUCAGCUCACAACACCUCCAGAAAUUCUCAACAGUACUAGAUUUUACCCAUAUUUCAAGGAUUGUAUAGGAGUAAUUGAUGGUAUGCACAUUCCUGCACAUGUUCCAGCCAAAGAUCAAUCUCGAUUCCGAGAUAAGAAAGGUAUCCUAUCUCAAAAUGUGCUGGCAGCAUGCACAUUUGACUUGCAGUUUAUAUUCAUUUAUCCUGGUUGGGAAGGCUCUGUCACUGACUCACGUGUGUUAAGGGCAGUCCUUGAUGACCCAGAUCAGAAUUUCCCUCAAAUACCUCAAGGAAAAUAUUACCUUGUUGACGUGGGGUACUUAAACACAGAAGGGUUUAUUGCUCCUUUUCAAGGGGUUCGGUACCAGAGUUAUGAAUACAAAGGUGCUAAUCAAUUACCAAGAAAUGCAAAGGAGUUGUUCAAUCACAGGCACUGUUUUCUGAGGAAUGCUAUCCUGAGGUCAUUUAAUGUGUUGAAAACUAGAUUCCCAAUCCUUAAACUUGCUCCUCAAUAUUCCUUUCAGAUUCAGCGGGAUAUAGUCAUAGCUGCAUGUGUUUUGCAUAAUUUCGUUCGCCGUGAGGAAAGAAAUGACUGGUUAUUCAGUAGUGUCGGCGGGGUAGCAGUGGAUGAACUGUCAGAUCUUGAUGAACUUCCUGAUGUUCAGUUGCUUACUUCAAUUCAAGAACAAUUUGCAUUCUCAUUAAGGGAUUCAAUUGCUGCAGCUAUGUGGGAUGACUUUUUCAAUAAAUGGGAUGAGUGGUAAUUCUUGGCUGGAGAAAUGUCAUAGCUUGGCGACUCAAAAUGUGGGUUUGUUGCAAAAGGUUAGGUGACUUAAUCAUCUUCAUGGAAUUGAUGACCACCUUAAUAUGUGAUUUGAUUUUUAGGUCACAGCUCAAUAUUUUUUGUAUAGUCAUAUCUUUUGUCAAAUAAUAGUUUAUUUAUAAUGAAAUUGUGAAGUUUGCUUGGGUUAGAUGCAGAUAUUGUUGUGGAUGUUUCUGUUACAAUAGCCUAACUGCAUAGCUUGUUUGCGAUGGUGCUAUUGGCACUCAGCUUCUCAAACUUAACCUAUAGGGCUAUAGGUCUCUUACCUGGCUAAGUCUCUAGACAUUGCUUGUA
Gastrolobium bilobum is the source of this 1964-nucleotide messenger RNA. RefSeq lists its product as uncharacterized. Bases 166 to 1611 code for a protein of 481 amino acids. The transcript is spliced from 5 exons. The record is from RefSeq and is a predicted model, not a curated record. NCBI's taxonomy places the organism in Eukaryota, Viridiplantae, Streptophyta, Magnoliopsida, Fabales, Fabaceae.